This is a messenger RNA of Camelina sativa (false flax), 609 nucleotides long. RefSeq lists its product as uncharacterized. NCBI's taxonomy places the organism in Eukaryota, Viridiplantae, Streptophyta, Magnoliopsida, Brassicales, Brassicaceae. The record is from RefSeq and is a predicted model, not a curated record.
AUGGAGCUGGCACAGUUCAGAAUGCAGAAGGAAGCCAACAAGCAUCGCCGUAAUGUUGAGCUCAAGGUAGGAGACUGGGUCUAUCUGAAACUCAGGCCGUACCGUCAAAGCUCUCUAGUGCAAAGGAGGAAUGAGAAGUUAGCACAGAGGUAUUUCGGUCUGUAUCAGAUUGUGGAGAAGAUUGGCAGGGUCGCAUAUAAAUUGGAACUGCCUGCUCACAGUAACGUGCAUCCGGUCUUUCACGUAUCCCAGCUGAAGUUGACGGUGCCUAGUUCGUGCACUCCGCAAGCUCUACCACCCAUCCUCAACCACAACUUGGAAUGGGCAACAGAACCAGAAGCGUUAUUAGAUGUUCGCAGAGCUACAAAUGGUUCGAAUGCUGAGGUCUUAGUCCAAUGGAAAGGGUUACCAGCUCUGGAAUCAACAUGGGAGACGCUCACUAAUCUCAUGCAACAAUUUCCGGACUUUGACCUUGAGGACAAGGUCGCUUUGCUGCGGGGGAGUAUUGAUAGGCUGAGGAUACCAAUUGCAUUCAUGAAGAAGAAGUUGAGAACAAAAGGGAGAAGAGCAAGACAAUGGGAGAAGAAGAUGGAGGUGAAUGGUGGCUAA